AAUGAGACCCGCCCUGGUGCUGAGAGCUGCGGAGUGUGAGACUACUGCGGGGAUGGUGCGGUGCCCUGCGGGAUCACUGGAUCUGACAGCGCGCUGGAACCCUGGACAGCUUUGACGCACCGAGUCCCGAUCAGAAGCGUCUCUUGGCUCUGUCCUUGUAGAGGCAGAACUCAGCUCACAUGCUGGGUGUUUUCCUCGGCCUGUGGAUGAGAUCGCGUUGAAUUGCCGGGGCAUUGAAUGUCACCUGCAGACCCAAUGGAUUACGGACGGACUAUGGCACCUCCGGUUCCGCCGCACAAUCCCAAAGCCGCCCGCUCGGGUCAGGGCCAGGAGCGGCUGCUGAAGUGCGUCCUUCUGGGAGACGGCGCGGUGGGGAAGACCAGCCUGGUGGUCAGCUACACGACCAAUGGGUACCCAACCAAAUAUGUCCCGACUGCAUUUGAUAACUUUUCGGCGGUGGUUCAGGUGGAUGGGAGCCCAGUGAGACUACAACUGUGUGACACUGCAGGACAGGAUGAGUUUGACAAACUCCGCCACUUCUGCUACAGUCGCACCGACGCCCUGCUGCUCUGCUUCAGCGUGGUCAGCCCCGCUUCAUUUCAAAACGUCUGGGAGAAGUGGGUCCCCGAGAUCCGCCGCCGCUGCCCCCUCACCCCGAUCCUCCUUGUGGGGACGCAAUGUGACCUGCGGCAGGACGUCAAGGUGCUGAUCGAGCUGGCGAGGCGGAGAGAAAGGCCCGUCGAGGAGGAAGACGCCAGAGCGCUGGCAGAAAAAAUGGGGGCCGUCAUGUACGUGGAGUGCUCGGCGCUGACGCAGAAGAACCUGAAGGAGGUGUUCGACGCGGCCAUCGCUGUUGGGCUGCGGCACUCUGACAGGAGGGCCCGCCGGGAGAGGAAGGUCCGCAGCACCGCUGAUAAGAUGAAGAUGCUGUCUAAGUCGUGGUGGAAGAAGUACGUGUGUGUCCAGUAGGAAGGGCGGGGAGAUAAAAGCUUUUGUAGCUGACGCAAAACUGGAACUGCCGUGGCUCCUGGAGAGACUGUGUCGAAAUGUAAGGACGUUACGGUUACAUUCCGAUGGAUGAGCUGGUCCCAAGGACAGGAGCAGAGAGCGCUGAUCUGAGCUCUGUAGGUUGCAGAUGGUUCCACUGUAAUGAGGAGGAAAAACUGACCAGCAUUCAACCAAAAAUAACAGUGCCAACAUCACAAUGAUUUCAUAUCGUACUGGAUUAAUCCAAAGGAAUGUGAGCUGACUUGGAGGGAAGAUGGCGAUGUUAAUCAACUUUAUUUCUGUUGUUGUUGUUUAAUUUGGCUCUUUUUUGUGAUUUCAUUCGAUGUGUCGUAUGCGUUUUACACCCUUAUUCAGACCCCUUGUUUAUAGAGACAUUUCUAAAUUAUCAUUAAAAAGGAAGAUAAAUGCGUCAAUGUGAACUGCUCUCAUUGAGGAACCAAGUUAUGGAUGAACUUAUUUAGAUGGAAAUACCACAUGAAAACACAUGAGCAAGUCAAGGUGCUACUUCCUUAAACAUUUUUUAAUGACUCAUUUCCUUCAAAUUACAAAUCUAUUCACACAUAUUUUCUAAAUUGACUUUUUGAGCAUAUUUUCAUUGAUUUUAUACCAUGAAAUUAACGUAGAUUGUUUUAUCAUUAAGAUAUUGAUACAGACAUCAUCCUAUUCUUUCAACAGAUCUGGGGUUUGAACUUUAAAGUACACUGAUAUGUAAGAACUGUAAAUUACAAAUGUAUCCAAAAUCUUACAAAUUAGGAUUAUCCAGGCAUUUCUUCUGACUGAAAGACUUUAUCAGGUUCUAGCCAUUUUUUUUCAAUAUUCAUUCCGGUUACAAAGCUGCUGCGAUUCAUCGGUAAUUUGCCCUUGUAUGCAGUUCACAAAGCUCACUGACAUCCGGCCACACGAUUGCCGGUGGACCCGUCGUUGAAUGGAAACUUGUUUGCAAAGGAGGCAUUUUCAAGAACUCUGAGUCAUGUUCACUGCAAAGCAUCUCUGAUUAAGAAGAUCAAAGAGUGUUUUCAUUUUAAGCUAAAUAUCAAAGUGAUCCGUGUGGAGCUAUUUCCUCUUUCGAAACCGAAUAAAGGAGGUAACAUUACCAAAGAGACUGAUCCUUGGUUUGCUUCUUAUUUUUCAGAAGCCCAUCCGAUCUGUUGUCUAUUUAUCUGUUCCCUCCAGGCUAACAACUAAUCAACCUCAACACCCAGCAGAUCUCCCACAGAACCUUAUGUAUGUCGCAUAGUAAAUAUUUACCGAGUGUAAUGCCAUCAUGAUAAAUCUGUGUGCAUAUGUGAGUGACUCAUUCACUGAACAUGCUGUACGACUUUAAAUGGUACCUAACAGAACGAGUGUUUCAGUUUCUGUCUGAUAUGAGAGAGGUUAAAGCUGAACGAGCGGAACUAAAUAAAAUGUGAAAUGUG
Messenger RNA from Fundulus heteroclitus (mummichog), 2423 nucleotides. It is a transcript of the gene rhoub, whose product is annotated as ras homolog family member Ub. Bases 238 to 969 code for a protein of 243 amino acids. Gene Ontology annotation, molecular function: GTPase activity; GTP binding. NCBI's taxonomy places the organism in Eukaryota, Metazoa, Chordata, Actinopteri, Cyprinodontiformes, Fundulidae. The transcript is spliced from 3 exons. Gene Ontology annotation, biological process: small GTPase-mediated signal transduction. The record is from RefSeq and is a predicted model, not a curated record.